Lindgomyces ingoldianus is the source of this 1110-nucleotide messenger RNA. RefSeq lists its product as uncharacterized. The record is from RefSeq and is a predicted model, not a curated record. Gene Ontology annotation, molecular function: transcription coregulator activity. NCBI's taxonomy places the organism in Eukaryota, Fungi, Ascomycota, Dothideomycetes, Pleosporales, Lindgomycetaceae. Gene Ontology annotation, cellular component: mediator complex. Gene Ontology annotation, biological process: regulation of transcription by RNA polymerase II. Bases 221 to 679 code for a protein of 152 amino acids. The transcript has 2 exons.
UGUAAAAACGCGCAUCGCCCUCUCAUCGGACUGACAUCAGGAAAUUCAGCAGCUUCGGGUGCCCGCGCAUACAGCACACGAGACAGGUUUACAUAGACCAAUCGGUCAACCGUUUGUUCCAAUCCCUGAGUCGGAGCGAGUCGGAGACGCUGCUCAUCCCACGCCGGCAGCCUCAACACCACGCCAACUAUACAGACCGUGAGACAAUUCCUUAUUCAUCAUGUCUGGGCCUGCGACACCCCACCUGCCCGCGUCCGCCAAUACCUCAGUUCAACCCACGGACUCCGCUACGCCUACCCUGCCGACCGCGACCGCCCCUCCGCUCCCUUCGCCAGCGACCUUUGACGUCCUCCCCGACCUCCACAAGCUCCUCGGCCGCCUCAUAAACACCUCCGCCCAGCUUCCGGCUCCUACUCCGACGCCCUCGCAGCCCUCUGCCGACGGUCCGCUCGAGAUGCAGCAUCUUGGGACCGAGGCCAACCAUCUCAAAAUCAAGAUCCAGAAGGCGCAGAAGGCUGUCAUGGCCCUUCCGGAUAUCGAUCGCACGUGCGAGGACCAGGAAGAGGAGAUUGAGGACUUGGAGGCGAGGAUCGCGAGGCUGAAGGAUGCGCUGCGUGGGCUCGGCGAGCCGCCGAGCGGAGAUAAGGCGGAGGAUGCAGAUAUGAGUAUGACGGGGUGAGAUGCUCGCAAAGAACACGAUUGAUGACAUACAGGCGGCUCGACCGAUUGCCUGCAGCCGCUCUUCUUGGCGCUUGCCAAUGCGACCUCCUGAUAGCCAAGGGAAGCUGUGAGACUGAAGCUUCUUAACCUCAGAAGUUGUCCAAGGCAUUGCUUUACUUGAGAUCCGGCUAAGACUUUUAUGCGCCUCUAUAGAGACUCGGAGCCCUCUUCCAUAGUCCAGGGCCCCUCCCUGGUUGGCCUGCCGAAGAACGUUAACUCCAUUAUGGUGUUGCACAUUUUCGUUUUAUCUUCCCAUGAGGCCCUUUCAACAUCAAGAUACUGCAAAAUCAACGCGCGAACAAAUAUCAGAUAGACGCAGCUAGCCGACAACAAACCGAUACUACACGUUGUCUUAAUUCAUGCCCUGAUACGUAACCUACCGUCAUCUCC